AUGAUUGUUACCGUGCGGGAAGUAACAGCAAGCUACAUGCAAGUUGGAGGAAGCGUUAGCGGCGCGACAGGGUCGGGGCGCGGGGCGGGAGGGGCGCGCGGCCCCCACCGCAGCGGUCGUGGCGGCGUCAAGCUCGAGCGUCACCCACAGCUCCUCGGCGGCGGGCCUCGAGCGCCACUCGGGCCGGGGCCGCGCGCGCAGUUCGCGUCGUGCCGCUAUGAGCACGCCGCCGCCCCGCGCGCCCUGCCCGUCUGUGGAUUUCCUAUCUUGCCUAAAAACAAUGUAUUUGGUAUGGAAGUAUUCUGCAUCGUGAUAAUCCGGAGU
Molecule: messenger RNA, 324 nt
Organism: Brenthis ino (lesser marbled fritillary)
Lineage: Eukaryota; Metazoa; Arthropoda; Insecta; Lepidoptera; Nymphalidae
Source: the annotation of a GenBank genome assembly